AUGGAAUUCGAUCCGAAGACACACGAGGGCAAGAGCAUCAUUGAGAAGCUUGCUAAAUUGAAGUAUGAACUGCAGCACAACCGUCCUCUGACACCACUUGAGGACGAUGGCCACCCAGAUAUUGCCCCCUACAACAAGGAGCUAGAGCAACGAGGAAACCCAGUUUGGCACGAUGUGCCAUGGCUCUACUCCGAGUGUUACCUUUAUCGUCGCAUUGAGACCUUCUUCGCACUAUCUAAGCACUGGAAGGGAUAUGAUGUGUUUGCACGCCAAAAGAUGUCGACCUUCAAAUCAUCCCGCCCCGCAGUUCUAGAGCUUGCAGCUCGUUACCGCGAGCUCGCCAAAGAGGCAGGAAGUGGAAAGGGUGCAGAUGGAAAGAGCCCCGAGGAAGUCGAGCAAGCCGAGAAGCUACUUUUCUCGGAGAUGUGCGAAAUCUGCCUGUGGGGUAACGCUACAGAUUUAUCCCUCUUGACCUCCCUCACAUACGAAGACAUUCAGAAGUUGCAAGGCUCGGAAGCCCGUAAGGCUUCACAGAGCAACAUUAUUGUCAAUGAUCUCGAUGCUGCAUUCGCUGUUAUGCAGAAGGCCCGGAAGGACAAGAAGGAUGGUGAGCGCCGCGUGGAUAUCGUACUUGAUAAUUCUGGCUUCGAGUUGUUUGUCGAUCUCAUCUUGGCUGGAUAUCUGCUCUCUACCGGUCUGGCUACUACCAUCGUUCUUCACCCUAAGCGUUUGCCUUGGUUUGUGUCUGAUGUCACACCCAAGGACUUCUCCGACCUGCUUAACUGCAUGGUUGACCCACAAGCUUUCUACACUGCUCCCGAUGAUUCGGGCAAGACCUUCCCUCCUCUUUCCGACAGUGAAGUCUCUGAUGUCCAGUUCUUGUUUGAGCAAUGGAGCAACUUCCACCAAGAUGGCAGACUGAUUAUGCGCCCUCAUUCAUUCUGGACUACCCAAGGUUGUUACUGGCGUCUGCCACACCUGGCUCCGGAACUGUUCGAAGAUCUGAAGGAGAGCGAGCUUGUCUUGUUCAAGGGUGAUCUGAACUACCGUAAGCUGACCAACGAUGCUCAAUGGGACACCACCACCCCUUUCACAACAGCAAUCGGGCCCAUGGGUCCCAAAUCCGAUAUCCGCGUUCUUGCUUUCCGCACUUGUAAGGCUGACACAGUUGUCGGCCUUCAAGCCGGCGAAGAUGAGAGGCUCCGCCAGCUGCCAGGUGGAGGUGGUGACCAGGCUCGUAAAUGGGCAUGGAGUGGCAAGUGGGCCGUUGUGUCGUUCUCUGACGGCAAGGCCUAA
Molecule: messenger RNA, 1296 nt
Organism: Penicillium angulare
Lineage: Eukaryota; Fungi; Ascomycota; Eurotiomycetes; Eurotiales; Aspergillaceae
Product: damage-control phosphatase ARMT1 family protein
Exons: 5
Coding region: 1-1296 (431 amino acids)
Biological process (GO): DNA damage response
Cellular component (GO): cytoplasm; nucleus
Molecular function (GO): phosphatase activity
Source: RefSeq, a predicted model, not a curated record